Molecule: messenger RNA, 676 nt
Organism: Paramecium pentaurelia
Lineage: Eukaryota; Ciliophora; Oligohymenophorea; Peniculida; Parameciidae
Source: the annotation of a GenBank genome assembly
UCAAUGUCAAGAUAAUAAAACAAAUAAACAUAACCUCCUCCUUAACCAGCUAAAGUUAACUAAUAGUAAAAAACUUCAUAACCUACUCAACCUCCUAAAUAAAAAGUAUUCAAUGCUGAAGAUUAUGCUAAACCUCCCCAUUUGACAAAAGAAGAAGUCUUAGAAGUUAAAGUAUGAUUAUAUUGUAAUUUUAAGUAAGCCUUUGAUAUUUUUGAUAAUGAUGGAUCUGGAGCAAUUGAUCCAUAAGAAUUGAGAGAAGCUUUUGAAGCAUCUGGAAUUAAAACAUAUCACAAUAAAUUUAUUUAUUAAGUCUUAGGAGAGUUAGAUACUGACAAUUCUGGAGGAAUAGAUUUUGAAGAAUUUUUACAUCUAGCAACAGCAAAAGUUAGUGAUAAAGAUACACGAGACUAAAUUCAAAAGGUAUUUAAUUUAUAUGACUGGAACAAAGAAGGUAAACUAAUAUAUUUACUAUUUAAGGUCGAAUAACUUGGGAUGAACUCAAAAGAGUAGCUUAAGAUUUAGGAGAAGAAAUGACAGAUGAAGAAAUUUAACAUAUGUUUAAGAAAGUAUAUAUUAUUAAUAUAUUUAAUAUAGGCUGAUUUGGAUGAUGAUGGAUUUGUUACAUUUUAAGAUUUUUAUAAUCUAAUGACCUAAAAAGAAUAUGGAAAGUAAUGAG